AAGAUAGAAAGAAGGGGAAGAGGGACCACAAGGGAGAGAGGAACAAAAAGAGCGGGAUUAAGAAACAACACAAACAAAUCCCCCACUGUCGCCCUCUUAUCACAGUGCUUUCUGGCAGUCAGCAGUCCAGGCUCGCUGCUGUUGCUGCUGCCUCUGUACUGUCCAGCACACACAGUGCUCCUGCGAUCACCUGACAGUCUCAUGUUGUUGUGUGAAUUUAGUUCACCGCUAUUCUUAGACCCUGCUUUGGCUGAGAGAGGAGAGAAGAGAGGAAUAGAGAGAGAGGGAGAGGGCUGGGGAAAGACUGGCAGACUCGCAAUGAUGCCCAGCUGGCCGCUUCCCCAGCUGGAGCCCAGUCAGAUCAGGCUGAUAGUGUACCAAGACUGCGAGAGGCGCGGCAGAAAUGUCCUCUUCGACUCCAAUGCCAAAAAGAGGGGCACAGAGGAAACCCCCAUCACCAGUACGGAGGGCCAGGUGAAGAUGUUUGGGAAAUGCUGCCAACUCCGUCCCACAGGUGGCAGCAGCAGUUCCCUGGACAGCUCCUCCUCUUGCACCUCUGAAACCAGGGAAACCAAGGAGCAGGGUCUCCGCUUCCAGGGUUCGAGGUGUUCGUCCGAUGUGGUAAUGCUGGGGGAAAUGAUGUUUGGCUCUGUGGCCAUGAGCUAUAAAGGCUCCACGCUAAAAAUCCACCAGAUCAGAUCACCACCUCAGCUGAUGCUGAGUAAGGUCUUCACAGCCAGGACUGGGGGGAGUGUGUACGGCAGCCUCAACACGUUACAGGACAGUCUGGAGUUCAUUGGACAGGACAGCAACACCCUAAAGCCUGAUCAAAACACCGGGCCCAGCAGUCUCUUAGGGAACAUAGGAUUUUCUCAGCUCUGCAGCCCUCGCCGGGCCUUCUCUGAACAGGGCCCUCUGCGCCUCAUCAAGAGCGCAUCUUUUUUUUCAGGCCACAGUCACCCAAUGGACAUGCCUGGCCGAGGGCUGUACGAUGAGAGGGACAGUGGUAUCGCCAGAUCAGCUUCUCUGAGCAGCCUGUUGAUCACUCCCUUCCCGUCCCCUGGCUCCUCCUUGACCAGCAGCUGUGCGUCCAGCUACCAGCGCCGAUGGCUCCGCAGCCAAACCACCAGCCUGGAGAAUGGUGUUUUCCCCCGAUGGUCAGUGGAGGAGAGCUUCAACAUGUCUGAUGAAAGCGGGGGACCGAGCCUUGGCGUAGCUCGUAAGAAGAAGAUCGCCAUCGGGGUCAUCUUCAUGCUGUCCCCAAAUCCUGAGGAGAACAACCGCUUCCAGGAUUUCUUUUUCUCCCACUUCCCUCUCUUUGAAAGCCACAUGAACAAACUCAAGAGCGCCAUUGAACAGGCCAUGAAGAUGAGUCGGCGGUCAGCUGAUGCCAGCCAGAGGGCCUUGGCUUACAGUCGAAUGGUGGAUGGGCUCAACGAGUUCAGGAUGACCAUCUGUGACCUCUACACCAUGCCCCGGGUGGCCGAGCCCGUCUGGUUGACCAUGAUGUCUGGAGCGUCGGAGAAGAACCAGCUCUGUGGUCAAUUCAUGAGGGAGCUCUCCCUGCUGAUGGAGCAGGCCUCCAAGAACCAAUUUCUCCCUGCCUUAUUGACAGCCAUCCUGACCAAUCACCUGGCCUGGGUCCCCACCGUCAUGCCCAAUGGGCAGCCUCCAAUUAAGAUCUUCCUCGAGAAACACUCCUCCCAGAGUGUUGACAUGCUGGCAAAGACGCACCCCUAUAACCCACUCUGGGCACAGCUAGGAGACCUGUAUGGGGCCAUUGGGUCACCAGUGCGACUGUCGAGGACAGUGGUAGUGGGCCGCAGACAAGAACUAGUCCAGAGGCUCCUCUAUGUCCUCACCUACUUCAUCCGCUGCUCUGAGCUGCUGGAGACCCACAUGCUGGACAGUGCUGAGGAUGAGGCCAUCGUCAUGCCCGGUUCCCUCAUCACCACCUCUCUGAGGAAAGGUGAGGUGGAGGAGUCGGACUACGUCCUAGUUACUGUCCAUAAACCCAGCGGGGACUACUUGUCCCAAGGGGCCCAUGCCCAACAGGCUGAGGCAGAGGACAGUAGUUACCCUUCAGACAACAGCCUCCAGAGCAGCACAUAUACAGACGCUGAGGUGGAGCACGGUGCCGGGGAUACGCCCAAGGAGGAAGAUGAGGAUGAAGAAGACGAGGAGGACAGCAGUGAGAGUCAAGGGUCCAGGAGCAGUGUGCUUCAGACGGGACACAGUCAGACCAUAAUUCCCGUCAUCAGGACUGCAGAAGCAGCUGAACCUGGGGAGCUACACAGGGAGUCCAGCAGCCCGCUGGGCACAGAGCCCCGACUGGAAACAGUGCUGCGCGUCGGCUCGGCCUCCCCUAGGGAGCAGGUCUGUGUGGUGGAUACAGAGACCAAGGGUGACCUGAAACUUAUUGUUCCAUCCAUACCCACAACACUUGCAUCAAGUCCAUCUCCACCUCCUACCACGGAGUGUAAAAAUUCUGGGGCGGAGGCAGGGUUGGAUGCAGGGAUGGGCAACCAGGCCACCAAAGUGCUGGCUUCCCGGCCUUUGGGAAACCCUCUAGAGAAGAAGCCUCCGGAUAAGAACCUGCCUGCUGCAAUGCCAGUGCCAGUGAUACCAGGAAACACCAUGAUGGGGCCCAUGGCUUUGACUCUAACAGAAGAGGAGGAGCCAGCAACAAAAGUCACUUUCCUCAUUGGAGACUCCAUGUCUCCGGAGUCAGACACAGAGAGCCGCAGAAGGAGGGUGGAGGAGGAGUUCAAAAAGCACAAGAAACACCUCAAGGACAAACCUCACCAGCAGGCACUGCUGCAUCAGCAACUACAACAUCAUCAAGGACAACAUUAUCAACAGCAACCACAGCAGCUGCAGAGAGGAGCAGAUUCAAAGACCAGCAACAGCAGUGCAUCAGAGGACCAAACCAAACAGACCAAGGUGGCUCCAGCCCUGCAGCGGGUGUCCAGUAAGAUGCCCCACUGGACCCAAAACUGUAUGGAUCAUUUUGAUGAGUAUUUCAGCCCAGAGAACCCCGUGGAGACAAGGACAAUAGACGAUGUGGCCGAACGACAGGAGGCCAACACCACAGACAGUAUGCACAAAGACUUGCUGGACCCCUCGGGAGUCCCCCUGGGCACCUUGGAAGGUCACAGCUUUCAGAGUGCAGUCGGGAGUCCGGGUUUGGGUCUCUGUUUAGGUUCAGGUAGUGGAGAGGUGGGGUCCAGCAGGAUGGGAAACACUUUGUUGGAUGUCCAGAGGAGAUGCAGGUGUGAGUCCACAGACUCCUGCGACACCUGCUGCUGUAGGAGCUGUUCUGCUGAGCAGGACAAGGGUCUCAUGUUGUCAGUCCCCGUCCCCCAGGAUGGAAGCAGCAACAGCAAAGAGGACCAAAAGCGCAAGGCGGUUCCUGUCAACGACUUUGAGAUACCACGCAACGAGAGCUCAGACAGCGCGUUGGGAGACAGUGAGAGCGAGGAGACAGAAGACUGGCAGGAGGAAGUGCUGGUGCCCUUCCCUGGGUCAAAGUUGGUGGAGAACUUCUCAAAGCCAAGCAUAGCCAAUUUUGGCCGGUCUCUGUUUGGAGGCUACUGCCCCACCUAUGUGCCAGACUUUGUACUGCAUGGGAUGCCCAGCGACGAGAAGCUACGGCAGAGCCUCAUGGCUGAACUAACCCAUGCUGUUCAGCAUCCAGUAUUGGAUGAGCCCAUAGCAGAGGCUGUCUGCAUUGUAGCAGACACAGACAAGUGGACAGUGCAGGUGGCCAGCAGUCAGAGACGAGCCACAGACGUCAACAAGCUGGGGAAGGAAGUCCUGGUGUCCAGCCUGGUUUCCAGCUUAUUGCAGUCCACUCACCAGCUCUACAAACUCAACCUCUCACCCAAUUUUUGUAUUAUGCACCUUGAGGACCGCCUGCAGGAAAUCUACUUCAAGAGUAAGAUGCUUGCUGAGUAUUUGAAGGGCCAGACAAGAGUCCAUGUGAAAGAGCUUGGCAUGGUCUUAGGAAUUGAGUCCAGUGACCUUCCCCUGUUAGCCGCAGUGGCCAGCACUCACUCCCCCUACGUGGCUCAGAUCCUGCUAUGAGACUGUGAAGACACAAAGGUCCCCAAGCAGCCUGAGGAAACCAGUCAGACCCAGGUGGUGGUGGUGGUGUUGUUGCUGGUGCAUCUCUGGUCCUCCGAAAACGGCCCGUCCAUGCUCUACAGCUGACCCCCUCACCUCCCACCACCCCACACACACAGUAUGUCCUGUGCACCCUGGGCUCAGUGGGAUCUUUGCCCUGUUCCCUGAGGGGUGCGUGACUUUUACGGACCACAGCCAGCCCCCCCCUCACUACCACUGCUCCUGAAUUUGGUGCAAUACCCAUGUUGCACCACAGGGGGGGGGGCUAGAGACCACAGUCCAAUAGUUGGGAAUGAGGCUCUGUGGAUGACUGAAGCAUCCCUGAAAUGACCUUCUCCUGUUGAUUGAAUGUUUCUUUUAAAACAGGACUCUUUUAUUUUUAAUUUUUUGGACACAAAAGCCAAAGACUUUAUUCAUUUUCCCAGUUGAGAAUGAAACUUUAGAUAUCUACAGCACAUUAACAAUGAAUUUUGUUUCUUCAACUGCUUUUUUUUUUUUUUUGUUUUUUUUUUUUUGUUUGUUUGUUUGUUUGUUUUCUGUACAAUCUUAAACCCAGUCGUGCAAAGUGACGGACUACAUGUUUAAAGGAAACAGUUGGAUAUUUUUAAACUUUUGAGGUAAAUAUCAUUGAGAACAUCAUCAAUCUCAUGCCAAUUAUGUUAUGUUGUUUAUCUUCAUGUUUUUGUUUACAAGCCAAAUUUCCCUGAGGUAUCUCAACAAAUCUGACAAAUUUAAAACAAAUUUCUGUCAAAUUGCAAUGCACACCUGACCUUAAAGCCUUUUUUUUUUGGCAGAGGUGGUAAUCGAUGCACACCGUGAUUUUUAGUUCUACAAACUGGUUUUGAAAUGGCUAAAAGUGGCUUUGACAUUCUUAUCAUAGGUACAGCACUACCUCAGAUCUUCAUAUGGGCAGUGGGUGACACACUCAUUUCCAGCUGCCCCAUAGAAAACCCUGAGGUAAACUUUUUAAGCUAUUUUAAUCAGAGGAAUGUCAGCGUAAACUGUGUGCAGACUCUUAUGCUGUGUUCUUUGAAAAAAAGGGAAGGCUGUUUAAUUCUUUAGGAUGAUCGUUACAAAAGAAAAUGGAAGAAAAACAUAUUUUUUUGCGUCAGAAUGUGAUCAAGAAGGGUUCCUUUCUACUGUGGAAAAGCUAAAACAUACACCAUCUAUGUAUAUUUUAAAACUAAAUGCUGAAAUAUUUUCACACUUUUAUAGCUUCGCCACCUUUGUACGAUGUUUACGGCUUUGAUGUUUGCUGCAGAGAGAGGAGAGAGGAGGAACACAGUAAGCCUUAUAGUGGAUAUGUAUGUAUCAGUUAACACUACUGUAUUUUCAGACAUGUUUCUAUGACAGUUAUACUCGCAAACACACACAACAUACAAAACUAUAGUAGCACACUUUUAGCUUUUUUUCCUUUUAAUUUUCCACGACAUUGACAGAUAAAUGAUUUUGGCUGUUAAGCCAUUAACCCAGGGUGUGAUUUGCCGCAGUGUAGAAGUGAGCUUGUGCUUUGUAUUCAGAUUCUCUCCAGGGCAUAAAGUGUAACCUGCAGGGGGGGCAAUAGGGCAUUAUUUUGUUAUUCUCAGUAUUAUUAUUUUUUGUCAUCUGUUGACAGCAUUGGAAAUGAAUCCAUAUUUUCCUAAUUUGAUUGCACACAAAUUGGAUUAUUUAUAAUAAUGAGCAGAGAGAACUCCUGAGUUUCACAGAUAAACUCAUGUCCAUAUUGUGCUUUACCACAGCACCUCUGUGCUACCAUUUAAGAUGACAAAUCCCCAGUUUCUACAAAUGCUACUUAAAGAUUGAAAUGUGGCCCAGGUUUGUGUGCUUGUAACACACAAACUUGUUUAUGGGCUUUAUGUUCUAGUUGUAGUGUUGACAAUGGCUUCUGUUGCCUGAAGAAGCAGGAAUAACUGGCAGUGUAACCCUAAGAACUGGACAGUGUUUGUUUCUACAAGGUCAAAUCGCACCCUGAACAACCCAAGUCUUAAUGGAGAAGUGGCAUGAAGGAAUCGCAGACUUCUGGAGAGCUCAUUUUUGCUGGUAAAAUUGAUAUAUACAUGCUUGUUACUGUAUUGAAGAUGCUCAGCUAUAUCAGCCUACAUUUUGUACAACCCAGCCAUUAUGUUUAAAAGGUAUGAAUUUAUAUCUGCUUUUCUCCCUUUUUGUAUAUGAAUAAAUUAUUUAGUUGCUCUCGGUAUGUGUAACGGUUCGUGUAAACUGUACAUACUCAGUUUAUUUCAUUGUAUUUGUACAGAACAUCUUUUAAGAAUUGUCUCCUCAAAUUAUUUUUUCCCAAUUUUAUGGGAAUGUUGUGCAAUAAAGAUGCCGAUGUUGAGAA
Messenger RNA from Lates calcarifer (barramundi perch), 6463 nucleotides. It is a transcript of the gene fnip1, whose product is annotated as folliculin interacting protein 1. The record is from RefSeq and is a predicted model, not a curated record. Gene Ontology annotation, cellular component: cytoplasm. Gene Ontology annotation, molecular function: ATPase inhibitor activity; protein-folding chaperone binding. The transcript has 18 exons. Bases 202 to 4086 code for a protein of 1294 amino acids. NCBI's taxonomy places the organism in Eukaryota, Metazoa, Chordata, Actinopteri, Centropomidae.